UCCCAAUCAAAAGAAUCUCUUUUCCUUCCCAGUAAAAUAGCUCUGUUCGUUCUUUCAUCUAAGCGAAUUUAUUUUGUCGAAACUCAUCCCACUGCAAAUAUCUUCCCCUGCCAAUCCAUGCCCUAAGGAUUAAGUAACAAGUCAAUGACUUUACUCCUAAGAGCUGAGAUGGCAAAUGCAAGAAAGCUUCAAAGCCUGUGCAACUCCCCUGGUUGCCUAUGUUAGCAGCCACUAAGAUAUUGUGCC
Messenger RNA from Linum tenue, 246 nucleotides. Lineage: Eukaryota; Viridiplantae; Streptophyta; Magnoliopsida; Malpighiales; Linaceae. The record is from the annotation of a GenBank genome assembly.